AUGUUAGCUAACGGGUUAGGUCAACUUGGUUUCACAUGGGCUUCAAGUCCCGCAUGUACAGAACUCGAAACGAUCGUUAUGGACUGGUUGGCUAAAAUGAUCGACUUGCCAAAUGACUUUUUACAUUCUCAUGCUGAUACAACAGGCGGCGGUGUUAUUCAAACUACUGCAAGUGAUGCAACAUUGGUCGCGUUGCUAGCUGCUAGAAAAGAAGCUAUUCGUCGAGUACAAUCUCAAUUUCCUUAUUUGAGUCCAUCUGAAAUCAAUGGACGACUAGUAGCUUAUUGUUCAGAUCAGGCACAUUCGUCGGUCGAGAAAGCUUGUUUGAUUGGUCUUGUAAAAUUAAAUCUUGUACCAUCAGAUGAAAAAUUAUCUUUGCGUGGUAGUGGGUUGAGACAAGCUAUUGCAAAAGAUAAAGAAAAUGGUCUUAUUCCGUUUUAUCUGUGUGCUACAUUAGGAACUACUGGUGCUUGUGCAUUUGAUAAUCUCGUUGAACUCGGUCCAAUCUGUGACAGAGAACAUAUAUGGAUACACGUCGAUGCUGCUUAUGCAGGAACAGCUUUUUUGUGUCCAGAAUUUCGCCAUUUUAUGGAUGGUGUUCAAUAUACAAGCUCAUUUGCAUUCAAUCCAUCGAAAUGGAUGUUGGUUCAUUUUGACUGCACAGCAAUGUGGGUUAAAACAAGUGCAUCACUACAUCGUGCAUUCAACGUGGAUCCACUCUAUCUACAACAUGAAAAUGCAGGUGUUGCUAUUGAUUACAUGCAUUGGCAAGUACCACUGAGCCGGCGUUUUCGUUCACUCAAAUUAUGGUUUGCAAUUCGAUCAUAUGGUAUUAAUGGACUUCAAGAACAUGUUCGGCAUGGUGUGAAUAUGGGUCGUCUAUUUGAAUCCUAUGUAAAAUCAGAUGAACGAUUUGAAAUACCAGCUGAAAGACAUUUGGGUUUAGUUGUAUUUCGUUUAAAAGGUGAUAAUGAAUUGACGGAACAAUUGUUAAAGGAAAUAAAUAGUGGUGGGCAAAUACAUUGUGUACCAGCUAGUAUAAAAGGAAAAUACAUUAUUCGCUUCACUGUAACAUCGGCUGAUACAACUUCGAGUGAUAUUGAACGUGAUUGGCGUAUUAUUAAAACAGCUGCUACAAAAAUAUUAGCUCCACUAUUAAACGUCUCACCUCGAACUAGACGUCGAAAGAUGCGCACACUGAAUGAUGAUUUCCGUAUGAGUCUUGUCUUGUUCAAUACUCCACAUUCACCGUGUUUAAUCAAUGGGAGUUUUGCAGCCAUGUUGCCAUUGGAUUCGAAUGAUGUAUUUCAAAUGACCCAUGAAUUGAGUCAACGAGCAUUAACACAUUCACCAUUCCCUGUGACAACGAGACGUCGAGCUAGGAUAAUAUAUGGAAAUCAAAAACAAAUGAGUGUUGAUCAAGCAAUGCAAUCUACAUUAUCUACUCCAGUUACUCAUAUUCAAAGUCUGCCUGUUAUUAGUCGACAAGGUAGUCUUGAUUCACGGAUUGAGGAAAUUUUGGACAUGGAAUCGACUGGCACCACGCAUGAUUCAUCAUCACCAACUGAAACACUACCACCGAAAGAUAGCGAAUCGCAACAGGAAACAAGCAUCUUCAAUAAAUCAUUUAAAAAUAUGAAAAUAUCGUCCACUGAAGACCUUUCAAGUAUACCAGUAGAGGAUUAUCACCUUCAAAAUGGUCAUGCGAAAGAUGAUAAUGAAAUACGUAUAACAGUGCCAAAAAUAAAUAAAUUAAAAUGUAAAAGAAUCUUUCAUAAUUAA
Didymodactylos carnosus is the source of this 1782-nucleotide messenger RNA. The record is from the annotation of a GenBank genome assembly. Lineage: Eukaryota; Metazoa; Rotifera; Eurotatoria; Philodinida; Philodinidae.